Heteronotia binoei (common prickly gecko) is the source of this 3235-nucleotide messenger RNA. RefSeq names its product junction plakoglobin (gene JUP). Gene Ontology annotation, molecular function: alpha-catenin binding; transcription coactivator activity; cadherin binding. NCBI's taxonomy places the organism in Eukaryota, Metazoa, Chordata, Lepidosauria, Squamata, Gekkonidae. The coding region runs from base 4 to 2253 and encodes 749 amino acids. The transcript is spliced from 14 exons. Gene Ontology annotation, biological process: cell adhesion; positive regulation of transcription by RNA polymerase II. Gene Ontology annotation, cellular component: catenin complex; adherens junction. The record is from RefSeq and is a predicted model, not a curated record.
GUUAUGUUUCUCGGUUCUUCCAGAGCAGCCAUGGAGGUGGUAAACAUGAUGGAGCAGCCCAUCAAGGUGACGGAAUGGCAGCAGACUUACACCUAUGACUCGGGGAUCCACUCUGGGGUCAACACCCAGGUGCCGUCCAUCAGCAGCAAGUUGGUGGAUGACGACGACCUCUACGGCAAGCAAUACACCAUUAAGAAAACCACCACUUACAGCCAGCCUGGAGGGCCACCAGUCCAAACUCAAGCCGAUUUGGAGUCCCAACUGGCCAUGACGCGCGCCCAGCGCAUUCGGGCCGCCAUGUACCCGGAAACUAUGGAGGACCGCUCCCUUCUCAUCAACACCCAAGUUGAAGGGCAGCAGACAAACGUGCAGCGGCUGGCCGAACCCUCGCAGAUGCUCAAGUCAGCCAUUGUGCAUCUCAUCAACUACCAGGACGAUGCUGAACUGGCCACCCGCGCCAUCCCUGAACUCACCAAGCUCUUGAAUGACGAGGAUCCGGUGGUGGUCAGCAAAGCCGCCAUGAUUGUGAACCAGCUCUCUAAGAAGGAGGCAUCCCGCCGUGCUUUGAUGCAGUCUCCUCAGAUUGUGGCUGCAGUCGUGCGCACCAUGCAAAACACCAGUGACCUGGAUACGGCCCGCUGCACCACCAGCAUCCUCCACAACCUGUCCCACCACCGCGAGGGACUAUUGUCCAUCUUCAAGUCCGGGGGCAUCCCAGCUCUGGUGCGCAUGCUCAGCUCUCCCGUAGAGUCUGUCUUGUUCUAUGCCAUCACCACCCUUCACAACCUGCUGCUGUACCAGGAAGGGGCUAAGAUGGCCGUGCGCCUGGCCGACGGGCUCCAGAAGAUGGUCCCCCUGCUGACCAAGAACAACCCCAAGUUUCUGGCCAUCACCACAGACUGCCUGCAGCUACUUGCCUACGGGAAUCAGGAAAGCAAGCUCAUCAUUUUGGCCAACAGCGGCCCUCAAGCCCUUGUCCAGAUCAUGCGCAGCUACACGUAUGAAAAGCUGCUGUGGACCACGAGCCGCGUCCUGAAGGUUUUGUCUGUGUGCCCCAGCAACAAGCCAGCCAUUGUGGAAGCUGGUGGCAUGCAAGCCCUGGGGAAGCACCUGACCAGUUCCAGCCCAAGACUGGUGCAGAACUGUCUGUGGACUCUGAGGAACCUCUCAGAUGUGGCCACCAAACAGGAGGGCCUCGACGGUGUCCUGAAGAUCCUGGUCAACCAGCUGAGCUCCGAUGACAUCAACGUGCUGACCUGUGCCACUGGCACCCUCUCCAAUCUGACCUGCAACAACAGCAAGAACAAAACCCUGGUGACUCAGUCCAACGGGGUGGAGGCCCUGAUACACACCAUCCUCCGGGCGGGAGACAAAGAGGACAUCACCGAGCCUGCCGUCUGUGCCCUGAGGCACCUCACCAGCCGGCAUCCUGAGGCCGAGAUGGCCCAGAAUUCUGUGCGGCUCAACUAUGGCAUCCCCGCCAUCGUGAAGCUGCUCAACCAACCCAACCAGUGGCCACUGAUUAAGGCUACCAUCGGCCUCAUCCGCAACCUGGCCUUGUGUCCCGCCAACCACGCCCCCUUGCAGGAAGCUGCCGUCAUCCCACGCCUGGUCCAGCUUUUGGUGAAGGCUCAUCAGGAUGCCCAGCGCCACGCAGCUGCUGGCACACAGCAGCCGUACACGGAUGGAGUGAAAAUGGAAGAGAUCGUGGAAGGCUCCACAGGCGCCCUGCACAUUUUGGCUCGCGACCCUAUGAACCGCAUGGAAAUCUUCCGUCUGAACACCAUUCCGCUCUUCGUGCAGCUCCUCUAUUCUCCAGUAGAAAACAUUCAGCGUGUGGCAGCUGGCGUGCUGUGUGAACUGGCCCAGGAUAAAGAAGCAGCUGAUGCCAUCGACGCAGAGGGUGCCUCAGCCCCACUCAUGGAGCUGCUGCACUCCCGGAACGAAGGCACAGCCACUUAUGCGGCAGCUGUGCUCUUCCGCAUCUCAGAAGACAAAAACCCAGAUUAUCGGAAACGCGUUUCAGUGGAACUGACCAAUUCGCUGUUCAAGCACGACCCUGCCGCUUGGGAAGCUGCCCAGAGCAUGAUACCCAUUCACGAGCCAUAUGCAGAUGUGGAACUGGACGGUGGCUAUCGCAUGUACGCUGGGGAUGACCCCAUGGACAUGCACCUGGAUAUGGACGCCGAGUACCCCAUGGACGCCUACAGUGACAAUGUGCGGGCACCCUACGCAGACCACAUGCUCGCCUAGUGCACUCCUUGGGAGAGCUUAAGAUGUUUUCUCAACACAGAAGAGAGCAGUGCUCGAGUCCGGGGGCGCUUGGGAGACAGAAGUGCCUGAGAAAGAUAACGGACUCUUCCUUUCCCUGCAAAGAGGUUUUAUUUUCUAAAAAAAGUGUUUUCCUUUCUGCGGGCCUGUGGGAAAGAUGCCCCCACCCCCGUACCCAGGAUCGUUUCUGACAACCAUGUAACGAUAACCUUUCUACCAGCAAGUCCGUCUCUCCCCCCGCCUCUCCGUUCCCCUCUCCCAGCUUCCAUCUUUGAAUCAAACUUUCUUCUCCUCCUCUCUUCCUACAUCUAACUUCCUUAAAAUUCGGACAACAUUCUCGGAACGGCUGUGGGAUCUUCAUAAGAGUAUUUUUAUUUUUCAAAUAAAUACAUACCAAUCCCCCUCCACGUGUAGUACCAGUCCACCUUCUUGCCAUUUCCUUGCCCCUUUCUUUGUUUGCACUUCUUGUUCUUGCUGAUUAGGAAGCGAAUAAAAUAGAAAUGUUGCUAAUUCUUUUCCCCUUGCGUUUUACUUUCUGGUUUCAUGAAAGAAUAAGGACAGCUGGUGUGGGGUAGGGGUGAGAUUGCCCUGGCAACGUGCAUUUCCCAUAAUGCCCCAGUCAAGCCCCCCCCUACAAAGAAAGUUCUCUCUAUCCAUUUCUUGAAGCAAGCAGGCCUUCUACUGACUAGUUCUUGAGCAUCUCUUUUAACUCAAGGCCUUCUCUUUCUCCCCUCCCCUGACUUUCCCCGGUGACUGGCGUGUUUCCCUCCUCCCCGGCAUCGCUGCCUUCCUUCGCUCUUCUAAUGCAUUUUUAAAAAGCGGCUCUCUCAGCGUGAUGGCUUCAGGCUUCCACUGGAAAAGGGAUCGAUGCAGCUGCAAAUGUAGUUCAGAAAAUUUUAUUAUUAUUUCUCUAAGGGUUUUUUUGUAUAGACCAAAGCUAAAAAAAAAAAAGACAAAUAAAAAC